UCACAAAGCCCGACAAUACUCGGAAUUGUAUUACUUCUAGGAAACUGACUGUGCGCCAUUGCUGUACUAGCUCCGUUCACAAAUACCUGCCUUACACUCAGGUUUCGGGAAUGGCGAACUGUUCUGCGGAAACUGAGCGAAACAGCCAAGCCCUGAUCGACAGCCAGGGCAAUCAAUGGGGGCAUUGGCCUGAAACAGAGGAUCCAGGAAUCUACGCUAUCAAACAGGGUGGAUGGGUCAUCUACGUGGGGAGGACCGGCAACCUACACCAACGUCCGCAGUCACACUGCUACGGACACAAGCAAGCCAUCGACAAACAUAUUCGUCGUACCGCUGCCAGAAGGCUCAGCUACAACUUUGUGGUUGACCCCGACCAGAGGUGUAAUGAGCGCUGUUAUAUACACCACAUUACUGAGUUGCAAGGUCGGUGGCCAAAGUUCAACAGAACUAGGGGAGAUGCGUGUACCCAGUGUCGGAGAAGAUUAACCCGCUGACAAGGAUACAGAAUGUGCGAUUCUCUGAAACGAAAUCCAGAAUGUCAUGAAUCAGUUGAAGAAGGAAGUUCAUCUGACUUGCCACAAGCUGGCUGAAUAAUGUGUAUAUACAUCUGAGACUUGUGUUAAUCUUUGCCACGUUCAUUCACGAAGAUAUAUAAGAGAGUGAGUGAGUGAGUUAAUAUUUAUCGUCACAUCGGCAAUAUUAUAUAAAAGAGAAAUAAACAUGAUGACAUUGUA
This is a messenger RNA of Haliotis rubra (blacklip abalone), 734 nucleotides long. RefSeq lists its product as uncharacterized. Bases 111 to 494 code for a protein of 127 amino acids. The record is from RefSeq and is a predicted model, not a curated record. The transcript has 2 exons. Lineage: Eukaryota; Metazoa; Mollusca; Gastropoda; Lepetellida; Haliotidae.